AUGAAAGUUAUUAUUAAUAUAACCAUAAUUACCUCAAAAUAUGAAAUAGGAGUACUCACUGAUACCAAACAACUGAAGGAGGGGAUAAUAACAUCUCGGANNNNUAAAAACGGCAAGCUGCUUCACACUGGGAAGAUAUUUUUCCCCUCUGAUGAGCUGAUCGGCGAGAAGCUGAAGGUUGUGGCUUACCACAGCGAGUGGCCACACACGUCUCGAAAGGAGUCUAUCUCGAGCCGAUCAGUACUGCCGUCACCGAGUAUUGGCACCUUUAGAGAUCGCCGUUUGCCUGAAGCAUUGGAAUCUACUGAUUCUACUCAUCUGAGAGUGGCCAGUUUUAACGUUCUUGGCCAGCGACAUAUUCGUACCCCCUUGGAGCCUAUAUUCUACCAUGUGCGCGACUGCAAGGAAGUGGUAGAGUUCGAGUACCGCGCGCCGUUGAUAUUGAGGGAGUUGUUCGACGUGAAUGCGGACAUUGUAGCCUUCCAAGAAGCUGAUGCUCGGUUCAUAGAUACGGCGAGUGGCGCUCUGUCGUCGGAGUAUACCUUUUGGUUGGCCGAGGAUAAGGGUCGGGAAAGUGAGGGGAAUAAAGGGCGUCGUGGUGAAGGAUGCGGCCUUGCCUUUAAGAAGGCUCGCUUUGUGAAGAUAGGACAGAAGAUGCUCGAACUUGGCACGGAUGGUUUGCUGCAGGAGUUCACUCCUGAGGAGAUCGCUAUGCUCAAGGAGCGAUGGGCUGGGGUUGAUAUUUUCAAGGAUGUUUUUGACAACCUCGGUAUGAUUGGUCAACUACUCACGUUGAAGGAUAAGGCCACGUCCAAGUUGUAUAUUGCGGUGAACACUCAUCUUUAUCACAGUCCUAAGGCGCCCCAUGUGAAGAUUUUGCAGACGCAUAUGAUCAUGAAGGCACUUGAACGACUGUUGGCUGAGAUCCCUGAGGCUGUUCCUAUCUUCUGCGGUGAUCUCAACUCCUCAUUCCCUGCUGAAGCUGUUGUCGAUUACAUAACGAGAGGGGAUAUGCCUGCUGACCAUCGGGACUGGCGAAACGGUCCGUUUUUCACCUGGACGAACCGCGAGUGUGAAGGUGUUGAUCGAUCGACUGUCAAGGGCCCUCUCGGAAUACCACUACACCACGGCGUUGAGAAUCUCGAGCAUGUUCCUGAGGAGGGAUACACGAACGCCGUUUGUGGUUGGGCAGGAAUUAUCGAUCACAUCUUCUAUGAUCGUCGUCACCUUCGUCCAGUGUGGAGUCUACCUAUACUAUCUAAGGCUGAUAUCGAGUCUUGCAAUGGUGCUCUACCGUAUAAGUUCUAUGGCAGCGACCAUUGCAUGCUCACUACUGAAUUCCAAACAUUACUGUGAAUGAGGACUGCUUAA
Perkinsus marinus ATCC 50983 is the source of this 1371-nucleotide messenger RNA. Its product is annotated as CCR4-NOT transcription complex subunit, putative. The record is from RefSeq and is a predicted model, not a curated record. NCBI's taxonomy places the organism in Eukaryota, Perkinsozoa, Perkinsida, Perkinsidae. Gene Ontology annotation, biological process: nuclear-transcribed mRNA catabolic process, deadenylation-dependent decay. Bases 1 to 1356 code for a protein of 451 amino acids. The transcript is spliced from 3 exons. Gene Ontology annotation, molecular function: 3'-5'-RNA exonuclease activity. Gene Ontology annotation, cellular component: mitochondrion.